This is a messenger RNA of Glycine soja, 1907 nucleotides long. RefSeq names its product BSD domain-containing protein 1-like. The coding region runs from base 258 to 1673 and encodes 471 amino acids. Lineage: Eukaryota; Viridiplantae; Streptophyta; Magnoliopsida; Fabales; Fabaceae. The transcript has a single exon. Gene Ontology annotation, cellular component: cytoplasm. The record is from RefSeq and is a predicted model, not a curated record.
UUGCACAAGAUGGAAAAUUUGAAUUGAUUGAAUAUAUUGGAUGGAUGUGAUGCGAUGGACGUGAAUGCGAUUCCAUUUAGAUUCACAUGCAUCAUAUCACAUCAUAUUAUAAAUCCACAAUCAUAUGCCGUUGCCAUACAUACACAUCCAUCCGCCAAUUUUUUCUUCCACCGACCAUCGUUACCAUGCGCAAAAUCCAGAGUUCAUAAACCCUUUUUAGUUUCCUCCAAAUCCAAACACCGCUUAACCGCGCCGCCAUGAACUUCUUAAAGUCCGUCUUCGCUGACGAGCCCAACUCGCCGCCGGCCGUAUCGGACAGCCCCGAUCCGCCUCCGAGCGACGCCGCGUGGAGCUUCGGUGGCCUCAUCCAAACUCUCGCCUCGAAAUCCGAAUCCGUCCUCGAGAACUACCGUCGCGAUCUCGAGGAAUUCGGGUCCGGUUUGAGGAAGGAGACGGCGGUGAUCCGCGAAGCCGCCUCACGCGCCGUCCAGGAGCUGCCGGCGUCGCUCGACGUCGGCGCGUCGGUGGCGCAGGAGUCGCUCGAAUCCGUCGGCCAAGCCAUCGACGACAUCGGCAUCACCGUUUGGAACUCGACAGCGCAGAUUAUCUCUCACGGUAGGGACUCUCUCUUAGCCUCUGAUUUCGAUUCCGAUUCUUUCGAUUCGAACAAUUACGAUAAUAGCAAUGCUAGCAAGAAACUGUUGAGCGGUAGUGGUAGCAGUGAUCGUGGUUUGGAUUUGAAACGGUAUAGUAGGUUUGAUACGCUGGUGGGUGCGCUUCAGUGUGAUGUGAAUACCUAUUUGGCAGAGCCUGAGGAUUUGGGGAAUUUCAAUGAGUGGAAAUUAGGGUUUGAGUUGGAUGAGAAGAAGGAGGAGAUUCGGAAUUUGAUUGAAGAGAAUGAAGUUGUUGAUGAGAUUUAUGAGAAGGUUGUUCCUAGUAGGAUUGAUGAUGAGGGUUUCUGGAGCAGGUAUUUUUAUAGACUUGAUAAGCUGAGGCAAGCCGAGGAUGCAAGGGCUAAGCUCGUGAAGCGCGCACUUUCUGGGGAUGAAGAGGAGGAUUUGAGCUGGGAUUUCGAUGAUGAUGGCAAUGAUGGGUAUGAGCCUUUAGGUAAUAACAGUAGGGUUUCAGGGGUGAAGGAGGGAAAUUCUGGUUACAUUGUCGCGGAUGGUGGCAGUGUUGAGAACGUUCAGGCUGGAAAGAAGGAUUCAGAGAUAGAGGGUGAUGCGAAGAUUGUUGAUAAUGUUCAGGUUGUGAAGAAGGAUUUGGAGAUAGAGGAAGAUGAGACGGGUGUUGCUGCUUCUGAAUCUAAAACUGAUGUUGAUGAUAAGUCGGAGAAUGUGGCAUCUAAUGUUCCUGAGAAUGUAAGUAUCAGUGGGGAUAAGUUGGAUGCCAAAUAUGAAGAAAAAGAGGCAUCAGAAGGGAAGAUAGAUAAUGAUAACAAUGGAUCGUGCAAAGACAGUGAUAUUUCAGUUGUUUCAAGCCAGCCUUCAAUGCCUGGGGAAGAAGACAUUGGCUGGGAUGAAAUUGAAGAUAUUGAAAGCAAUGAUGAGAGUAAAGGGGAUGGUGUUGGGUCCGCAAGUAGGAUUGAUUUGCGGAAGAGGUUGAGUGUGGCAGACCAAGAUGAGGAUCUUAGUUGGGAUAUUGAAGAUGAUGAUGAUGUGGCUGUCAAAUAAUGAGCAGAUUGUGGAUUCAGAUCAUCGGUGCUUUAAUUACUAAACACGAAUUACUUAUUUAGUGUAUAAUUCUUUCUUAUAAAUUAACAAUGUAAAUAAAUUGUUUUUUUAUGUCUUAUACAAGCUUAAUUUGUAAGUUAUUGUGGAUUCUUCAUCCCCUUUGAGGAAGGUUCUUGCACCAUAUUCGGUGUAUCUUUUUUACAGGAAGGCAUGUUCAGUUAUUUGCAUUUGCUA